This is a messenger RNA of Striga hermonthica, 1452 nucleotides long. The record is from the annotation of a GenBank genome assembly. Lineage: Eukaryota; Viridiplantae; Streptophyta; Magnoliopsida; Lamiales; Orobanchaceae.
AUGGAAUUUCCUCGCGAAACAGGGAUGGUGUUGGUUCCGACGCGGUUUGUCUGGCGCUAUGGUGGUAGAAUUGUGCAUAUCGUGGGUUCGUUUACAGGGUGGACACACUGGCCAAUGACGCCGGUUGAGGGUUGCUCUACUGUGUUUCAGACGAUUUGUAGCUUGCCGCCUGGUUUUCACCAGUACAAGUUUGUUGUUGAUGGUGAAUGGAGGCAUGAUGAGCACCAGCCUUUCAUUAGUAGUAGCAUUGGAACAGUGAACACUAUCCUUUUAACUAGGGAGUCUGAUUUUGUGCCUCCUGUGUUGAGCCCACAGGCGCCUCCCUCUGCUCCUGGUUGGAACAUGGAUGUUGACAAUGAUGCCUUCCAGCGCAAGGUUCGUGUGUCUGAUGGCCCAUCUCCUGAGGCCUUUCCGACAAUAUCAGAAGCAGAUUUAGAGAUAUCCAGGCACCGUGUUGCUGUAUUCUUGUCUUCACACAUGGCUUAUGAGUUGCUACCAGAAUCUGGAAAGGUUAUUGCUUUGGAUGUUGAAUUGCCUGUAAAACAAGCAUUUCAUAUUCUGCAUGAACAGGGUAUCUGUAUGGCGCCUUUGUGGAACUUCGCCAAGGGAAAAUUUGUUGGAGUUAUCAGUGCGCUGGACUUUAUUCUGAUUAUGAAAGAGCUUGGCAGUAACGGGUCGAAUUUGACCGAGGAGGAACUUGAGACACAUACUAUAUCUGCUUGGAAAGAAGCAAAGUCAUAUCUGAAUAGUCAGAUUGGUGGGCAAGGAUGUUCCAGACAACUCGUGCAAGCUGGACCGGAUGACAGUCUCAAGGAUAUUGCUCUGAAGAUUCUGCAAAAUGGUGUGGCCACUGUUCCCAUCCUUCAUUCAUCUGCACCAGAUGCCACAAACCCACAUCUCUUGCAUAUUGCUUCACUUUCUGGGAUAUUGAAAUGUAUUUGCCGCUUCUUUAAGCAUUCUCCGAGCUCAUUACCAAUACUGCAGUUUCCAAUAUUUGCAAUCCCAAUGGGGACUUGGGUUCCGAAAAUUGGGGAGGCAAAUCGGCGGCCACUGGCAAUGUUGAGACCAAGUUCUUCACUUAGUGCAGCUCUAAAUUUAUUAAUUCAAGCGCAAGUCAGUUCCAUCCCGAUUGUUGAUGACAAUGACUCUUUAUUGGAUGUUUAUUCUCGGAGUGACAUAACUGCUCUGGCGAAAGACAAAAUUUAUGCACACAUUAAUCUUGACGAAACAACUAUUCAUCAGGCGUUGCAGUACAGGGAUGACCCGUUUUCUAUGUACGGGUCCAAUAUCCAAAGAUGUUUCAUGUGCUUGCGUUCUGACCCUCUCCAUAAGGUUCUGGAGAGAUUAUCCCAGCCAGGGGUGAGAAGGAUUAUUGUCGUUGAAGCUGGAAGCAAGCAUGUAGAGGGAAUCAUUUCUGUAGGCGACGUUUUCCGGUUUCUCAUGGGCAGUUAA